AUGAGCACCGAAAUAAAGGAAUUGGUUGAUAAUUUAACUCGCGAGGAAGACGACGUUAAGGGAGAAUCACAGUGGCUGGAGUCCCAUGGAAAGAAGCGCAAGAGAAGUGUUGAUUAUUGGUUAGAGGAAGUUGCAAACUUGAAAGAAAGAGCUCAUAAAAUGAUUGAGUUACUUGGUCAGGGUAAGUUGACAGAGAUGGAUAAGGAAAUGGUGGAAGAGGAAGAGAAUUUGAUCCUAGAAUUGAGGGAUCAUACCACAAAAAAGCCUUUGGUGUUGUGGAAUGAGUUGGUUGGUAAAGGUUUUGAGGAAAAUUUUGGGAGAGUGUUGAGACUCCUAAGGGAUGACGAAAUCUUCAUGAUUGGCAUACAUGGGAUGGGGGGAGUGGGGAAAACAUGCCUAGUAACUCAUAUAGAGGAUGAAAUAAAAAGGAAGGGCAGCACUUUUGAUUUUAAGCAUGUCUUUUGGGUCACUGUAUUCCAAAAUUUUAACAUUUUUGAAUUACAAAAUGACAUUGCCAAAAGAAUAGGCAUAAAGCUUGAUGAAGAUGAUGAGAUAAUAAGAGCAGAAAUGUUGUCAUCUGCGUUUGAGGAAAGAGAAAAAUGUGUGCUUAUUUUGGAUGAUGUUUGGAAUUAUAUUGAUCUGCACAAGGUGGGAAUUCCUCUUAGAGGUAAUGGAACUAAAUUAAUUUUGACAAGUCGUUUGAAACAUGUGUGUCAACAGAUGGGCUGCCCUCUGAAUAAUAUAAUAAGCGUGGAACCUCUAUCUGGUUAUGAAGAAGCUUGGGAGUUAUUUUUGCUAAAAUUUGGAUACCGUGGAACACCUGCAAGUGCAACACUUCCUCGUAAAGCAGCAAAGAUUGUAAACUCUGUUAAAGGGAAAUGUGAUGGUUUACCACUUGGAAUCAGUGUAAUGGCUAGAAGCUUGAAAGGGGUAAAUGACAUUGGUCGAUGGAAACAUGCUUUGAAUGAACUUCGAAAUUCAGCAAUAGGAGAAGAGAUUGAAGAAAAGGUCUUCAAUGUAUUAAAACUCAGCUAUGAUAAUUUAAUUGACAAGAACAUGCAGAAUUGUUUCUUAUCCUGUGCAUUGUACGAUGAAAUUGGGAGGAAAGAAUUGGUUUUGAAGCUCUUCGAUGAGGGACUGAUUAAUGGUGUGAGGAAUUUAGAGGAAAUUUUUGAUGAGGGUCUUGCCAUAUUGGAUAAGCUUAAAGGACAUUCUUUGUUAUUGGGAGACAAAGUUGGUAAUUUAUGGAUGCAUGGGAUGUUGAGGGACAUGGCGAGUCAUAUCAUGAGGCACAGGUACAUGGUGAAAUGUAAUAAAGGAUUGAAAAAGAUACCUCGCAUUCAGGAAUGGACAGUUGAUUUGGAGAAGGUUUCCUUGGCAGGGAACGAGAUAGUAGAAAUCCCAGUGGGUACAUCACCUCAGUGUCCAAAGUUGUCCACCUUGAUUUUUAGUAAUAAUCAAUUCAGUUGUAUUCCAGAUUGUUUUUUCCACCACAUGAAUGCUCUAACAGUACUUGAACUAUCUGAUAAUGUCAGUUUAACAUGUUUGCCGAAUUCGGUGUCUAACCUGAGGUCCCUUAUUUCUUUGGUGCUGAGAGGAUGUAAAUCAUUGAAAUAUGUGCCUCCUUUGGGAGAGCUACAGAAAUUGUCAAGGUUGGACAUAUCAGAUACUUCGAUUGAGAAAGUACCACAAGGCUUGGAAAUGCUAAUCAACUUGAAAUGGCUGAAUCUGUCGGGGAAUGAUAGAUUGACAUUGGAACCUCGGUCUGUGAUUCAGAGUUUGACCAACAUGCAAUUCCUUGAUCUCCAUUGUUCCAUGCUUUCAGCAAAUGUAAAAGUAGAAGUGGAAGAUGUACAAGGGAUGAGUAUGCUGGAAUAUUUUGCAGGCAGCUUUCACGACUGCAAGAACUUGAAUAAUUAUGUGACAAAAACCAUGGAUAGAGGUUGUGGACCCAAAACUUAUCAUCUCCAUUCGGGAGAUUUAUAUACUUUUUCUUAUUUUCCAGGGUUAGAUGACCCAACUUUAAGUCCUACAGAUUGCCGAACUUAUCCUUAUUUUCCAGGGUUAGAUUACCGAGCUGUAAGUUUGGGAGAUUGCAAAGAAUUUGUUCAUUUUCUGCCAAGAGACCUUGCGAAACUGAGGAUACUACAGAAUUACCAGUGGACCAGAGGCUUAUGUGAUGCUCUGUCAUUCAAUGCUCCUUCUUCUUUGAAGGAAAUUCGCGUCGAGUAUUGCAGAAAAGUGGAGAGCUUGUUUUGUUUAUCCAGUUCUUGUUCCUUUUGCACUAAUCUCCAACACCUUGAAUCUUUGGAACUUAUAAGUUUGGCAAGCUUGGAUGUUAUCUGGAAGGAAAAUGAUGAAGGCAUAACACAAUUUUUGCCUUCGAGAGGCAUGUUCUCUUAUCUCAAACAUCUUAAGAUAGAGUUUUGCAACAAGAUAGAGAAGUUGAUGACACCUGCUUUGCUGCCACAACUUCCGAACCUGGAGUCAAUAGAUGUAGCUUUUUGUGAUUCAAUGAAGGAGAUAUUUGCAGUGAGGAACAGUGAGGAUGAUGAUGAUGAUGAUGAUGAUGAUGAUUAUCCCACAAUUACUCUCCCCAAAUUAACGAAAUUGUCUUUGUGUCUUCUACAUCAAUUGAAGACCGUGUGCAGGGGGGUCAUAGCCUCUAUAUCUCCUCCAACAGUGGAUGCCCGAGGCUGUCCCAAACUAGAAAGUUCCCUUAAGUACAAGUCAUCUGAUUCUACCUUCGAUUCUGUUACCCGGCUGGAGUUCCGAGGUUUCAUUGCUUCGCUGUUGAAUCAAGUUGAGAAAUUGAAUGAUCGUAAGGUGCAAUCGUAUGAUUUCUACUGGAAUCAAGUUGAGAAAUUGAAUGAUCGUAAGGUGCGGUGCAGCAACAAAUGUAAUCAUGAGUUCCAGGAAUACGUGUGCGCCAGGCUGGCAGACCUAUGCCAGGAGCAUGACAUUAUAGCACUAUCUUUCAACUAUGCAUCGUAUUCUGGUUCUGAGGAGGAGGAUGCAUUUACUACUUCCACACCGGCUGCUACAACUACUGCAGAUCCACCCGUUACUGCAGGAGAUGACGAGGAUGCUACACAGGGAGCUGAUGACAUUCAGGAGUUCCAUUCAUUGAAUGAUCGUAAGGGGAAGAUUCUAGCACAGGGGCCACCAGCUCCAUCUCAGGCACCACCAGCUAUAGCUCAGACAUCAGCACAUGUAGGUAUAUUGGCUUUAUGUGAUGCAGUCCAGGCCAUUGAGACUAGACAGGGGAAGAUUCUAGCACAGGCACCACCAGCUCCAACUCAGGCACCACCAGCUACAGUAGCUCAGACAUCAACACUGUUAGGUAUUUUGGCUUUAUGGGAUGCAGUCCUGGCCAUCGAGACUAGACAGAUCCACCUGUUAUUUCAGGAGAUGACGGAGGAUGCUACACAGGGAGCUGAUGACAUUCAGGAGGACUCAACCGAUGUUGUGGAUCCAUAUUAUUACUGA
Gastrolobium bilobum is the source of this 3489-nucleotide messenger RNA. Its product is annotated as probable disease resistance protein At4g27220. The transcript has 6 exons. The coding region runs from base 1 to 3489 and encodes 1162 amino acids. Lineage: Eukaryota; Viridiplantae; Streptophyta; Magnoliopsida; Fabales; Fabaceae. The record is from RefSeq and is a predicted model, not a curated record. Gene Ontology annotation, molecular function: ADP binding; protein binding.